UUUGCCACGGAGCGUUUAUGCAAAUCAAGUGGGAUAUGAAUUUGUGAGUGAAUGCUAAAUGUGGGUGAAAACUUUGAAAUAUCACCGUGAAGAUUGACCACCUUCCCUUAACAUUUUUUCACUGGGCUGCUCAUGUUGGAGUCCAUGGUGUAUGUAGCGUUUCAUCUUCUUCAGUGAAUAUCUUCUCAUUCUACUUAUUUGGGAGGCAAGAAGAAGAAGAAGAAGAAGAGGAGCAAAAAAAACCAUCAAGUUGUGUAUGAAUGAAUGUUAAUGGUUUUCUGACACGACACCAGAUCCAUUCAUUGGGACCAGGCCAGAGUGUAGUAUUUUGGGUGGGAGAGAGAGAAAGAGAUUCAGUGUUGGUGUUAUUGUGUUGUUUACUGCAGCAAAUACUGCAGGGCAACACUGGGACUGAGGGUGAGCUCUCCUUGUGCACAGGUCCGGGAUCGACAGUGUUGUGUGCAUUUCACAGAGCGCCACGGGGUGGCAGCUGUCAGGGAGCAAUUAGUCAAAGUCAGGAGAGCCACGUGUUGAAAAUCAGUGGAGUGUACUUAGAAUGACGGGAUUUGAGAGUGAUUAAACAUGUGGCGAGACAUUAGUGCGACGGCUAUUCAGGCGCCCCUGGGCACCUAUCAGCAGUACCCAGCAUCUGGAGCGCCGGCAGCUGGGCCCGGAGUUAAUCGCUGGAACGUGCCUGGUCAGCGAUCGUCAUACUCGCUGCCCCAUCCGGCUCAUGCCAGCAGUAAUAUGCGGUGGCAGCACUUUGAUGGGCCAUCAUCACACACGCUGGCCCACUCGCCAUCCUUCCAGCACAUCCCCACGGCCCACGGGCCCAUGGCGGACGGGGGGCGCCAGAGCAAGGCCCGGCCGGCCUCCAUGUACGACACCCCUCAGUCACAGUCCAGCUACCUGCCGAGCUUCCUUCUGCCCGGCCUCACAAAGGCGAGCAAGGCUGCCAAAAAUUAUCAUCAUCAUCAUCAGCAGGUCGGAAUGCACCAUGGCCAGCAGCAUUUGCGUCAGGGACCCGGGGAAUUGAAAGUGGAUCCGGAACUGAUUUUCACAAAACAAGAGAGAAUCGGAAAGGGAUCCUUUGGGGAGGUGUUCAAAGGCAUUGAUAAUCGAACACAGCAGGUUGUCGCCAUAAAGAUAAUUGAUUUGGAGGAGGCCGAAGAUGAGAUCGAAGACAUCCAGCAGGAAAUUAUGGUGCUGUCGCAGUGCGACUCCCCAUUCGUCACUAAAUACUAUGGAUCCUAUCUCAAGGGCACGAAGCUAUGGAUCAUCAUGGAGUAUUUGGGCGGUGGUUCAGCCCUGGAUCUCAUGAAGGCGGGCUCCUUCGAGGAGAUGCACAUCGCCAUCAUUCUGCGUGAGGUGCUGAAGGGUCUGGACUAUCUGCACUCGGAGCGGAAGCUGCAUCGUGACAUCAAGGCGGCGAAUGUGCUGCUGAGCGAAAUGGGCGACGUGAAGCUGGCGGACUUUGGCGUGGCGGGUCAGCUGACAAACACCACGUCGAAGCGCAACACAUUCGUCGGCACGCCGUUCUGGAUGGCGCCAGAAGUGAUAAAACAAUCAAUGUACGACUCUAAAGCGGAUAUCUGGUCAUUAGGUAUAACGGCCAUUGAGCUAGCCAAGGGAGAGCCGCCCAAUUCGGAGCUGCAUCCAAUGAGGGUGCUCUUCCUCAUACCCAAGAACAAUCCACCGCAGCUUACAGGAAACUACACGAAGCCCUUCAAGGAGUUCGUCGAGGCGUGUCUCAAUAAGGAUCCGGAGAAUAGGCCGACUGCCAAGGAGUUACUUAAGUUUGCUUUUAUCAAGAAGGCCAAGAAGAAUUCUUACCUCAUUGACCUAAUUGACCGGUAUAAGAAGUGGAAGUCGCAGAAGGGCGAAGAGAGUGAGACGGAAUCGGAAAAUUCAGAUUCGGAGGAAUCAAAGCCAGACAGUGACUUAGAUGAACCCUGGAUUAUGACGGUGAAGGGACUGCAUAAUUACAAUAAUUUCAAGAGUCCGCCGCCAGCUCUAGUCGAGGACACUGUGUCAGUGCCGCUGAUCCACAAUGGAGCCAAUAAUUCGCCAUCUAGGGAUUCUAAUUUAAAUCUGUAUAAAUUAAAUCAAACACGGCCAUCGUCAGCAACCAGCCAGCAGCAGCAAGUUGGGGACAACCGGAAGGAGCGCGACAGGGGUGAAAUGCAAUUGACUCAAGUACAACAAUCGACCACGACGGCGUCCGCCACGACUCCCGCCAGUGUUCAGGUGAAGGAGAAGCAGGAGAACCACCACAGUCCGCAGAAGGAGGCGCCGGCGAGGGAGCAGCUCGACUGGGAGUCACGUGAACGGGAGAAAGAGGCCAAAGAGUUGCGUGACAACAGGAGGUCGUCCAAGGAGAUACACUUGAGUGAUCGCAAUCACGAGCAGUUGGUGACGCAGCAGGAGGACAAGCGAGUGAGCUUGCGGCGCGAUCGCGAGGCGAAAGAGGCUGUGUCCGGAGGCACGGGUGCCACAUCACCGACAUCUGUGGCCGUAUCGACGGCAUCCUCAUCGUCUCCCACCAUCCACAGCAAUGCGGCGAAUGGCAAUGCGACUGGCAACAGUAUUAAUCCCAUCACGAGCGUGGCAAAGCCUGGGAAUCGUGUGAAUAGUUCGUGUCUCAAUAACUUUAUCUCACCACUCUUGUCUGAAUUGCAGCGAAAGUAUCACUACUCGAGUCAAAAUCCGUCGGCGAUGGACGUGGUGGAUCUGAGGGCGGCAUUUGAGCUGGCCGAGCGCACCUGUCCCGGCGUGAGUGAUCUGUUCGUGAAGGAAAUCAUCCACAAGCUGGUCCCUGGCUUCUCGGAGACGCGAAUCAAUACGCUUAUGGACAAAGUUACGAGAGAGAGGAAAUAAUAGAAAAUGAAUCCGCACUGCAGAUUCACUGUAGAAAAUAGUUAAGUAUGAAUGGAAUUUAUUGUUAUACAUGUAAACUUUUAUUGCUGCUAAAACAGAGAGAGAGAGAGAGAAAGAGAAACAUGGUGACGAUGAUGAUGGUGAAAAACAAAAAUAUUUAAAAAGAAAAAAAAGAAGGAUUAUUUAGAUGAGAUGCAGUGAACCACAGAUGAAUUGUGGAGGAGUUUUGUGAAAAAUCUUUUUCUUCGCCUCGUGAGAGAGAGAUGUAUUUGAGGUGAAAAAGAGGAACCUAGAAUUUUUUGUGUGGUGAAGAGAUAAAAGGCAAUUGCAGAGACUAUAUAUAUAUAUAUAUAUUUUAUUGUUAAAAAGAGUAAAAAAAAAUAUUUUGUUUGAUGAAAAGUAGUAGAAGAAAAAAAGAGUCGUCAAAUGAGGAAAACCUUCCAGUAAUGCAGAAACUAUAUUAUUGAGACAUAGAGAGAGAAAGUGGAAAUAUUUCUAAUUAUUUUAUUGAUUGUUUUUAUUAGUUACUACAAAUACUAGUAGAGAAAGAGGGGAGAAAAUGAGGAAAAGCGACAAAAUGAGAAGAAAAAAUUGUAACAUUUGCGCGCAGAGAAGUGAAGAAGUGGAUUUUCUUCAUAAACUAGUUUUAUUGCUAUAUCACAUGCAGACAAGAAAAAAAAAGAGUUAUUAUUGUACAUAAUUUCCCUCCCUUUCUUUUGAGAAUGAUAAUGUUCUAUAUACUUUUUUUUGCUUUAACUAUUUAUUCAAUCCUCCAGAUUUAUUUUACAAGGAGCGUAAUAAUUUGUAUAUAUAGAGAGAAGAAAGUGGCGAGUUCAGCUCCAUUUUCAGUGCAAAUUUUCUCCUCAUUUUUGCCAUUUGAGCGCCAUGUACAUUCCCUAAAUUAUUGGUCCACAAACACUCUGCGGGGGCUCUUUUGGGGAGUGUCACGUGCACAGCGUGUGUGAAAAUUUGCCCGUGAAAGUUGAGGAAAGGGACAAGUUAAUGUUUUUUGAAUAAGAGUGAAAAAUACAAAAAAAAAAUAUUGUGUCUUGGUUUUCUUGCAAGAAAGUUGAUGUGACAAUUUUUCGGGUGUGCAAUUUCGCGAUGAUGAUGAAGAGAAUAAGACAAAUACCGUAGUUGUUUAAUUGACCCUUUUUAGAGGAUGGUUUUUUGAUUCAAAUUGGACUUCAAUGUGACAAUAGAGUUUAUUACUUGAUAAAAAAGAAGUAGAAUUGAUGAGAGGCGGGAUUGAAUCAAUUUUUCUCAAGAAUUAUGCGAGACAGACAUUAUUACAUAAAUUGCAUCUUCCAUGAAAUUCAAUUGAAGUGAGAGAGAGAGAGAGAGAGAUGUGAAGAAGGAAAAGAGACAUACGAUGAAAAAAUUUAACAAGUUGUAUAUGAGUAAAUGGUGAAAAUAUUGUGUAUUAAAAUUGACUGAUUAUAACAAGAUGAUGAAAAUAAGAGCUUUUAACUCCGUGUAAUAUUUGAUGAGGACAGAUAAAUUUACAUGUAUAAUUUAAUAACUUGAGUUCCUGGACACAAAUCUAAACACACAUAUUUUAAGUUUACUAUCUUAGAUGAAAGUGACGCGAAACAACAUUACAUUUUGCAGUUUGAUAGCAGUCAAAAAAAGAUGGAGAAAGAGAACAUGGAAAAUUAACAUGUGGUAGAAAGUGUUGUAAAUUGUUUUCCCCUGACCCUAAAAAUUGUUGGUUUGUAGUUAGAAUCGAAAAGAUAAAUUAUGAAGAGACAGAAGAGGAUAAAGUGAGAAAACAAGAGAAAAAAAAACACAUUAAGCUAAUAGUUUAAAUUGCAUAUAAAUUAAGAAUAAAACAAUUAUUUUAAUAUAAACAA
Messenger RNA from Phlebotomus argentipes, 4730 nucleotides. RefSeq names its product serine/threonine-protein kinase 26 (gene GckIII). Lineage: Eukaryota; Metazoa; Arthropoda; Insecta; Diptera; Psychodidae. Bases 583 to 2877 code for a protein of 764 amino acids. Gene Ontology annotation, biological process: protein phosphorylation. The transcript is spliced from 10 exons. The record is from RefSeq and is a predicted model, not a curated record. Gene Ontology annotation, molecular function: ATP binding; protein kinase activity.